Messenger RNA from Stylophora pistillata, 6944 nucleotides. RefSeq lists its product as uncharacterized. Lineage: Eukaryota; Metazoa; Cnidaria; Anthozoa; Scleractinia; Pocilloporidae. Gene Ontology annotation, biological process: regulation of transcription by RNA polymerase II. Gene Ontology annotation, cellular component: nucleus. The record is from RefSeq and is a predicted model, not a curated record.
AAUCACUGGCUGGACUCAUGGGGACAACAAGGUGCUAGUGGUAGUGUUUUUAAGGGAUGACAGUUUCAGUCAGUGUAACAUCUUGUGCUCCUCAAGCUAAAGACUUGGAGCUAAUGCAGGAUGAGAAGACUCCAUUUGGUGGUGACUUCACUAAAGAAGGGCCUGAUCCAAGAAAUGACCUAAUAAGGUGUGUCUUGCCAAGAACAGACGAUCAAAAUUCAUGUGUAGAAAUGGAGGAAAAGAAAGAAAAUGGAUCCAGUGAGGAACUCAAGUCUUCUGGUGUUCCUUGUAAAGAAAAUGAAAAAGCAGCUAACCAGGAGGAAACUUUUGAAGUAAACCAGGAAUGUGUUACAGCUUUUAACACAGUGAAGCAAGGAAGAGCUGUCAGUCGUGGAAGAAGGAAAAGUGAGAAUAAAGAUUAUAAUCCAAAGUCUCAAAAUGGUGGGAGGAAUCGUGGAAGGAAGAUCUCCAAAAACAGGGAUUACGAGAACAGCUCAAGCAAUGGUGGAAAUUCAGGAGCAGAUGGCAAUGGGGAAGAUAAUGGUAGUGAUGAUGACGAUGAUGAUGAUGAUGCUGAUGAUGACGAUGACGAUGACGAUGAAGACGAUGAAGAUGAAGGAGAUGAUGAUGAGGAUGAAGAGGAGGAAGAGGAAAGUAAAAAUGAGGAUGAUGAUGACGACAUUUCAUUAAAUGGAAAUGACAAGAAUGUAAAACAGGUGAAGAUCAAGCAAGAACCUCCAGAUGAUCAAGAGACUCUUCCCAGUGGACUUCAAGGAUUCAUGGCGGGUUUAGAUGGCAACAUCCCAUUAGCAGAUCUUUUAGAAAAGCUUCCCAAUUCUUUGUGUCAAGGUGAUGAAAACAGCUCUACUCCUGCAUCACCUGGUGCCCCUGUGACCCUUCAUGGAAUAGUCUGCCAUGAAAUUGGCGGAGUAUUGGUUGUCAACAUCAAGUGGAGAGACAAGUUUUAUUGCGGUUCCCUGAUGGACUGUUCUCACCAUGCUUGGGCUAGCCCAAGAUUUCCUGCUAUAGAUGGCGGUGAAAAUGAAAUGAAGAUGGGUGGAAAAGGUGGAAAGGGUAAAAGGAGACAGAAAGGCAGUUCGGUAUCGUCAUCUGCAGGAAGUGUGAAUAAGGAAGUUACCCCACUCAAGCACAAACUUCGUGGUCGAAAGAGAGGUGUAUCAGGCUGCCCCCCACCAAAGUCCCAAGGUUUUAAGGGUCUUGGGAAAAGACGGUCUAAAAACAUAGAUGAUGAUGAUGAUGGGACACGGCGACCUGGAAAGCGAAGCUGCACAAUGAAAACAACAGUGUCUCCUCAACCAUCUCCAACAUUGAUUGAAUGUCCUGAGCCAGGAUGUGACAAAAAGUACAAGCACAUAAAUGGACUACGCUAUCAUCAGGCACAUGCUCACCUUGAGGAGUCUAACCAAUCAGAUGAGAGAUCUGCCAGCACUAGCCCCUCCCCUGUGGAAGAGUUUAAAGAGCCUGAUACAAAAACAAGCUUUAAGGGAAGGACAUCUCGUGUUAGUGCCAGGGCACGGAGUGUGUCGCCAUCUUUAGCAGCUGCUAUUGCUUCCAUGAAUGAGAAAAAGAGUGAGUCCUCCAGAGGAGCGGUUAACAAGAAAAAGGAAAUGAUUGAAACAUGCACUGAUACUACAGCCACAAAGGAGGCUAAAAUGUCAGAAUCACCCAUUCCUUCAACAGAAGAUGCUUCCGAGAAGGAUACUACUGUAUCAUUUGUGGAGAGUUCUGAUAAAUGUCAACAGGCUUGUGAACAGGACAUCAGGUUAGAGAAUGAUAUCCAAGAGAAAGUUGACCACAUCAAAGAAGAAAAUAGUUUUCAGCCUGUACUAGAAGAGCAGAAAUCUUCUGUUAAGAGAUUGGAUAAAGAAGAGACAAUAAGAGCUAAUGAUUCCUCCAACUCGUCCACUCUCUCUAUUCCAAUACCUAUGUGCACAGCAACCACAGAUGAAAUGCAAGGUUGUGGAAAAGAUCUCAUGAAAUCUGAUACUCCACAGGCUAGCCAAGAGGUUUGGGAAACUGUUAUUGACAGCGGGUUUAGUGUGGCAAAUGGGGGCAGUAAAUCCCUUAACCAGGAGGAGAGGAUCAGCAUAAGUCAAGUGGAGGAUAUGGAGAAAGUUCUUGUGGAAGGCAGUUUUGAUGGCAAACAUUCAAGCAACAAGCUUAGCAUUCCUGGGGUGCAGCCCGUUGAUCUUCGGCAGGCUGUUGACAAAGGAGUAGGGCUAAUUAAUCAGUUAGGCAUUGAAGUUGAGGACAUCAGUGAGACUGAAGAAGACAUUGAUCCUGGCCAAGAUUCUGAAUACACAAGCAAAGAUGUACCAGAUUUGUCCUGCUCUGCCUCAGAUUCAGACCAAACGAAUCCUAGGCUCUCUUUUUCUGCAAGAGAUAACUCUUUGAGCAAAGCUGAAAAAUCAGAGGUAACUUCCAGCAAGAGUUUCGUAGGUUCUGAUGCACUUAUAACAAAGCCUGAAAGUAGCUUUUACUUUGGUGUCAAAGCUGAGGACACUUUUGCUGAAGAGAAAAGGAACAAAAACCAAGAUGGAAAGUUACUAUCUCAAUUUGAAAGUAGAAAGAGUGAGUUAUGGCCCUCACAAACUGGUGCUCCUGAGAAGUUAUCUGCACAGACUUAUGUGCCAUUUCAGAAAAAUCCUGAAACAACACAAACAGUGGUAGAUGACAAAAGUAUCAAAACUUCAGCUGGAAAUAUUUCCAUGGAAGCACUUGUUUCUAAGAGCAUUUCCCGAAGUGCUGUUGAACCACCCCUAAUUAACAGUGAUGCCCCUUCAAUGCGAUAUAAAUUUUUUGAGUGCAGAAACUAUGGCGAUGAAAAUUAUGAUAAGUACAUCAGGACAUCUGAUGAAGACCAGAAGGUAAACAUUGACCCCAAAGCUACUCUGGCUCCAAUUAGAUAUCCAGAACUUGUUCGGAAUGGAGUGAAGGUGGAACCUGCUCAAAACCAGAAUGAUCCUGUAUCAGGUGAGGGUUUCAGGACAGUCUUGAAUAUGAAAGUGUCAGCUGAGGAAGAGAGCAAAAGCGAGGGAAAAUCAACUAAAAACUUGUCGGUGUCUACUGUUUAUACAAGUAAUUGUAGUCCAAUUCCUGAAGCAAUCAGUCGAAAUGUUAAUUUUCCUGACAAGGCAAGAGUUUCUAUGGAAAGUCAUCGCUCUGCAAAAAGCCCUAAGCCUAUUCCACCAUUAAUUGGGAAUGUGGGAAUGCAUACAUCUUUUUCUAGACCAGGAUAUGAUUCUAGCACACUGUCUCCCGGUACAUCAUUUCCAAUCACUAGUACCAAAGUACAUUCUGUAGGGGGAGAAAGGAAAACUACAUCAAGCCCCUUUCAACCUGUCAUAGUCAAGCACGAGUUUCAGCCUUCAGAGACAUCAAAGGGGAUUAAGCAAGAAUUUAUUACAUCUGGCUGUGCACAAUCUGACCCUAAUGAGACAUUCACUUCAUCCUCAAUGGAACACAGCAAAACAAUAACAGAGUCUAAGGGAAGUUUUGCAUUGAGUGAGGUGGGUAGCAGCAGAAGAAGUCCCCUUCCUAGUCAGGGAAUGGAGGAUCAGGAAAAGUCUUACAAGACAGCAGCCAGAGCUCUGACCAGACCACAAACAACUUUAAUCUCUAGGGGUGGUAGCUCACUUGGCCCUUCCCUCCCUGUGGGUGUGGCUCAUCCAUACCCCAGAGCAUCAGAUGGAGGUUCAGCUUCUACUCAUGGGAAAACAUCAGAAUACAAGACUUCUAGUGCUGUUUCUUCUGUGACAUCAGUCACAUACACAAGUACUUCUCCCAGACCUCAAGCUAGUCCCCACGAUGUAACAUCUGAGGUGCCACAACCAGAAAAGAAAGCCAAACAACUUCAAACACUGCAAGUCCCCAUUCCUAUUGGAGAAGUGUCCCCAGUAGCAAUGAAGAGAAGUCCAGGACCUGCCAUCCAUUCUGGACUUCCUCAGACUGUACUGCCAAUAAUUGGCCCAGGAAUUAAAACUCAGGGUUCCAUCUCAUCUCACCCUGCCAUUCGACCAGGAAUUAAGGCUUCAGGAGUGAACGAGCCAAUGAAAAGUGAAAGAAAAACUGAAAUUGUGCUUAGAGAGCCUUCACCUUCACCUUAUACAGUGUCUAAGUCACCCAUACCACGUUCACUAACUACUGUCAAGCCCUCUCCAGAAGGAAAAAGCCCACAACAGUUAGCCUCCAGUGCAGGAUCACACCUUAAAAUGACGAGGGCAUCUGAUGAGGGUGGUCAAGAGGACUCGGAGAUUGUGAUUGUGAAAGAAGACUCAGUUGCAUAUAGCUCUCCAAAAGACAAGAUGCUUUUGACUGAGAAGGAGAGGGGAAGACGAGAUAUCAGGGACUCCACUGCAGAGGUGAAUUUCAGAUCUCAUGAACACUUGUCUGCCGAACAGUUGAGGAAAUAUCAUCAGUAUGAACAGCAAGUGCUGCAGUUCUACCAGCUGAUUGCAAAUAUGCCACCAGAGCAGCAGCAACAGAUACUCUAUCAACAGAUGUUGUUUGAGCAGGAGAAACAGGGAAUGCGCAGUAGCAGCAGUUCAGGUCAUAUUGAAGCAAGAACUUUUGAAAAGAAAGAAGUUAAAAAACCCAGUGACAGAACACAGGAUGAAUGGAGAGCAGAUGAGUUGGCCAUUAAGAAAGCAAUGCCAGCAAGGACUUCUCCAGAUGAAAGUGAAUUCCGGCGAUUUCUGGGUCAAAGUGAGAGUUUGCCAUAUUUAUCAUCACAUAGCUCUUCACCCAAGAUGACACAACACAAGCUGUCUUCUGAUGAACCUCCUGAAAAGAAAAGCAGGGUUGAAGAAGCAUAUGAAUGUGAGAGAGAGAGGGAGCGUCUGAAGUACAAAAAAGAAGAGGAAUAUCUUCAGAAGCAAAAGCAACUGCAGCGGAUGUCAUCGUUCAAGCAAUUAGAGAGUGAGUUGGUUGGCACCUUACGUAAGCAACAAACAACUCCAGAAAGGUCAGAAAGACGUGGAAAUCUUAGUAGAGAAGAGGAAAAAAUGGAAAAUAGGAGUGAAAGUGGAAGGGACAUGGUGAAACACCGUUCUCAGGAAUCGUCAACAGGCACAGCAAAGGAAAUUUACCCUUCUUUUGGGGCAGAAAAUUCUCGUGGUGGCUCUUCCUCAGACCAGGUAUCUCCCCGCAGCCAGGUUAUUAAAUCUCAAUCCCUUUUGGCUCCAAGAUCUCCAAGACCUUCCAGGUCACCUUUACCAGCAGCAAGGUACAAAGAGAACUCCCCCUCUUCAGAUGAAAAAAGAGAAGGCACAAACUCACAUUCUACAAACUUUAUGCCAACUCAGUUUCAGGCGUAUUUGUCGCAGCUCAACUUUGACCCAUCGAGAGGGCAGUUACCAUAUGGUGCUCAUCAGAUGUUGCUCAGCCAACAGCUCCCACUUCCCACUGGAAUACCAGUAGUUAUGAGUAUGCCAAUAAGCAGCAAUGGAGAAUCAAGUGCUGUGACAUCAUCAAGUAGGGAACGUGAAACAAGAAGUCCCUAUCAGGUAGCAGAGAGGGAUCGUUCCUCCACACCCACACUUCAUUCUAGCUCCCAACCUUGUAUGUCAAAUACAGAAGCUCGUGAAAGAUUGCAAAAACUUAAAGAAAGUACCGAAAAGGAAGCUUGUCAUUCACCAGUUUUGUCUCAAGAUGAAAGAGUCAGAAAUCGUGGCACAUCAAGUGAGCCAAAGGUAUCACCGAAGUCUAGCUCCAGGUCAUCUGAAUUUAAAGGGGAGGGCAACUCUUUGCAUGCCCACCCAAGCAUGAUUGCUAACAACCUAGCAAUCAGUAGAAUGGCUGGUCAUGUGGAUGUAGUCUCAGAGGAGGAGAUAAGGAGAAGACAGAGGAUUGCAGCAGAAUUAAACGACCCAAGUCAAGCUAUUCACAUGGGCUUCUAUGGUCUCAUUGGACAGUUUGACCCAGCCUAUGCUUCUUCCAUGAUGCAAUCGUCUCCACAACACAUGAGCAGAGGCGUGGAACAUUAUAUGACAAAAAGGCAUUGAGUUCUGUCAAGAUGGAUCAGCAAAAAUAUACAACGUAUUGCACUAUUUCACUCUACGUCUAGAAAUUUAUGGAGAGUUGUUACAAGUUGAGUUUUGUGAAUGUUAGCACAAUGCUUAGUCUAGUUCCUUCUCUGUUUGCGUUACAAAAAUAUCAGUAAUAAUUGCAUACAGUUUAUGACUAUUGUCUUUUUGAAUGCUUUCCAUUUUACGUUUUUGACACUUAACUUACUGUACAGUACAAUGGCUCUCCAAUCUUCAUUUUUCUCUCCUUUUCUUUUCUACCUCUCGUGCUUUUUUGAAGCAAAAAAUUCAGUGGUUUUACUUGCCUCAAAAUUCAAAUUUUGUAAUAAUGUGACAGCAAGUGACCAAGUCAUACAAAAGUUACGAAUUUAAAUUGCAAUAAAUUUUCUUAACUACAUGCUCAAAGAGCUGUAAUUGUACUAUUAAUUUCUAAGGUUCCAUUCAAAAUAGGAUGUUUACUUUUUGCAGCAUUUUUGUACAUGCACACUACUUUAAUGUCUUUUCCAUAGCACUUUCACAGCCUUGGUAACCAUUUAAACUUUUCUUUGAAAGGAAAAAGUAGGUCCAUUAUUUUUUUAAGAUUGUAACUUUUGUACUGAACUUGUACAUGAUGGUAAUUUGCAGUGGUUAACACUACUUUUUUAAUAUUCUUGUGUGCAGUCCUGAGUUGUGUUUGCAUUAGAAUUAAUUUUAAAAGGAAAUUAAAGUAUUUGUCUUCUUUGGUAAUGGUAAAUUUAAGUGAUGGUGAAAGCUAUUUUUGUAAUGAUAGGUAUUUUUGGUAAAUCAAUGUUUCUAAAUAAUUGUACAGUAGUUUUUUUUUGAGUGGAUUAUAAUGUCAUGUGGAAACCUGACAAAUGUAUAAAAUUAGUAGAAAAUUAAAAUGAACAGUUUUCAACUUCA